AUGGCCAUGGCACGGCCCAUACGGGCUCUGGUCGUCGUGUCCGUCAUGCUGUGGUGCUUCUUCAUCUACCUCAUAUUGGGACCCCAAAGGGAAAUCCACCUCCCAGAGCGCUACAGUCAUGAGCGCGACCCCAACCUAGACCUGACCGGCGAACCCGAGGGCACCCUGACCUAUGCCUCGGAAGCCUACGCCCCUGGCGUCGAGAACUCGGCACGCAUCAACGCGACACUGCUGGCCCUGGUCAGGAACGAGGAGCUUGUCGGCAUGCUGUCCUUUACCGACGAGUUCAAGCGCCGCACCGCCGCCGCCACCAACGCCGAGGUCCGCUACGAGGUCAUCCCCAAGGAGCACUGGGACAUGCCGUCGUGGAUCAACAAGGAUCUCUACCGCGAGUCGACCAAGAUGCUCAAGGAGAACGGCAUCCAGUACGCCGACAAGGUCUCCUACCACUCCAUGUGCCGCUGGAACAGCGGCAUGUUCUACAAGCACCCGGCCCUCGCCACGACGCGCUACUACUGGCGCGUCGAGCCCAAGGUGCACUUCUUCUGCGACGUCGACUACGACGUCUUUCCGCUACAUGCAGGACAACAACAAGACCACACCAAGGAGGCCAACCCAACUCGACGUGCCACUUCUGGAGCAACUUUGAGAUUGGCGACAUGGACUUUUGGCGCAGCAAGCCCUACGAGGACUACUUCAACCACCUCGACCGCGCCGGCGGCUUCUUCUACGAGCGCUGGGGCGACGCCCCCCGUCCCACAGGCAUCGCCCCUCGCCCUGGUUCGAGGACGC
Messenger RNA from Verticillium alfalfae VaMs.102, 792 nucleotides. Its product is annotated as glycolipid 2-alpha-mannosyltransferase. Gene Ontology annotation, molecular function: alpha-1,2-mannosyltransferase activity. The annotation marks the transcript as partial. Gene Ontology annotation, biological process: protein N-linked glycosylation; cell wall mannoprotein biosynthetic process; protein O-linked glycosylation. NCBI's taxonomy places the organism in Eukaryota, Fungi, Ascomycota, Sordariomycetes, Glomerellales, Plectosphaerellaceae. Gene Ontology annotation, cellular component: membrane; Golgi apparatus. The transcript is spliced from 4 exons. The record is from RefSeq and is a predicted model, not a curated record.